GCACUUCUCUGUCUCAAAGGCUCCUCUCUUCUGGAGUGGUGGAGAUGGCAGCAAACUUUGCCUGCAGCUUUGCCACACUUUGCUGUUUUGCACUCUGGGGCUUCACCAACACUUCAGAUGCUGUGUAUGUACCACCGCCUCAUUCAACCAUGAAACCCGGCUUCCCUGUACCCAUGAACACCAACAAUUCCGGCGUUCGCAAGGCAGCUCGCUUUGGCGUUUACCGAUACAACAACAGUUCCAAUGACCUCUUUCUGUUUAAAGAAUUGCAAAUAGACAAAGCCAUGGUGCAGAUCGUCAGAGGGCUGAAAUACAUGCUACAGGUAGAAAUUGGACGCACAGUGUGUCAGAAGAGGGAGCACUCCAGGCUGGACAGCUGCAAAUUCCAGAGGAAGAAAAAGCUGCAACGAGUGCUGUGGUGCUAUUUUGAGGUCUGGAUGAUGCCUUGGUUACAUAAAGCACAAGUUUCCAUUGCUCUCUGUCACUGACCCACCUUUUACCCACAAGAACAUGACUCACAGGGAGAAUUUUCA
Molecule: messenger RNA, 533 nt
Organism: Dromaius novaehollandiae (emu)
Lineage: Eukaryota; Metazoa; Chordata; Aves; Casuariiformes; Dromaiidae
Gene: CST7
Product: cystatin F
Exons: 4
Coding region: 45-488 (147 amino acids)
Biological process (GO): negative regulation of microglial cell activation; immune response; positive regulation of myelination
Cellular component (GO): late endosome; Golgi apparatus; lysosome
Molecular function (GO): cysteine-type endopeptidase inhibitor activity
Source: RefSeq, a predicted model, not a curated record